Cinclus cinclus is the source of this 6348-nucleotide messenger RNA. RefSeq names its product trimethyllysine hydroxylase, epsilon (gene TMLHE). The transcript is spliced from 7 exons. Gene Ontology annotation, cellular component: mitochondrion. Lineage: Eukaryota; Metazoa; Chordata; Aves; Passeriformes; Cinclidae. Bases 3562 to 4818 code for a protein of 418 amino acids. Gene Ontology annotation, molecular function: iron ion binding; trimethyllysine dioxygenase activity. The record is from RefSeq and is a predicted model, not a curated record. Gene Ontology annotation, biological process: carnitine biosynthetic process.
AGCCCUCCGGGAUCCCCCCGGCAUCCCCCAGCUCUGCCCGGUGCCACACGUUCCCAGGUAAUGCCAGGCCCGGGGGCACACGGGGAUUGCCCUCCCAUCCCCAGGGAGUGGAAGGCUGCAGCUCGUGGGCACUGCUGUUUUCCUUCACUCCCUGGAAAAACACAACUCCUCCCUGCCCGGGGAGCUGCCUGGCUGCUCUUUGCCCGGGCAGGACCCAGGGCUUCAUGUGAUUUAGAAUUGGGAGUUUAUUGCAGUAACUCCUCUGGCGGGGAUUCUACCAUCAGGGCUGGCUGCUUUGCUGCAAAAAAAAAAAAAAAAAAAAAAAAAAAAAAAAAAAAAAAACUCCCCACAGAAUUAGAACUUGUUGCUGUUGAGCUCUGUGGCCUGGAAAGGGUUUGCUUGGGAAAAAUGCAAACAGGAGGCUGAAUAAGGAUCUGGGAGUGGGACCUGGAGUCAGGUGGUCAGUGUGAAACGUGGGGUAUGCAGAUAACUCCCUUUACUUCCAGGAAAAUGAAGUAGCUGUGAAGCUGGCAGUGCCUGGGAUGUCUUUAUUAGCUCCUUAAUUUCAUUGAUAUCCCAUGUGGGGAAGGGCUGGAAGGGGAAUCUGGUUCCUGACAGCUGAGAUCGGAUGGAGUUGUCUGCAGGGUGAGGGCAGGAGCUCAGCAGGGAGCAGCCAGUCUGCUUUUUGUCUCUGUGGUAAUUAAUUGUAAUUAACUGAGACAGCUCAGGCUGUUGAAUUCUGCCUGUGUCCUGUCCAAGAGGUGCUGCCAUCCUGGGGGAUCUGGUUUGUCACCUGGGCUUGUGUUCUUGACUCCCCUGGCUCUGGCAGAGUCCUCAGGGCAGCUCAGCCUUUGCAGAAUUCCUUUCUCUUGGUGUUCCUUGACUGUCAGGUUAAAGGAUCCCAGAGGAUCAAAACCCAAAUUCUUUUCCCUCACUUUGGACUGUUGUGCUGCUGACACCUCCCUGUUCCUUACGGAUCAGAAACCUUGGCUCCAGCCAGGUGCUUCCAGAAGUAAAAACUGAGUGAGUGUGAGCAGCUGAAUGUUUGAGGUGUUUUUCAUAGAAAACAGCUUUUUUUUUUUUUUUUUUUCAGUGGAGCUGGAGGGGCUGGAGCAGGGCAGGGAAGGCAGCAGAGUCAUCCCAUGCCCAGGAGAAUUUGGCUAAAAGCUAGUGAAAGCCUCUGGAUUUGUGGGGUUUCCCCUUCCUUAGAUGUUCCCAUUGCUGAAGCUGUUUGGUCACUCAUUUAUUCAGCAUUUCCUUUGCCCAGAAUGGGGAGUGUGGCUUUUUUUCAAAGAGGAUAAACCCAGUUUUGUUUCUUUAAAAUGUUUCUUGUGAGGCAAACUGCAGUGUUAGGGUUAACCCCUGGUGAACCCAGCCUUCCUUUCUGCUGCUGUCCUUUCUCUCCAAAGACUGAUGGGGAUUCCUCAAACCACAAUAGAUUUGGGGUUUCUGCUUUUCCCUCCAGCAUUCUUCUCUCCUUCACCCUGUGGGUUCUGUGCCUGCCUCUGUGUCACCCACCAAGUGUGUUUAUGCACUGAGUAUUUCAUGUCUGCUGCCUCCUGCCCUGUCCCUUUGAAUUCUGAGGGAAAUUGUGUCAGGAAUUAAUUCUCUCAUUUCACUGCUGCCCAGGUGUCUGGACCACAUAAAGCAUAAAGGUGAGGUAGCAGGAGGUGCAGGAAGAGAGUUCACAUAGCUCAUCCAGCUGUUAGCUCUGAUGAAACAACAAAAAAUAUAAAUCUUUCCUAACCCUACAGAUUUUUGGGAGUUUAAUGUCUCUUAGUUUUGGUAUCUCUUGGAAAGAUUGAAUGUAAGGCUCUCACUGAGCUGCCUGUGGUGUUUUCUUCCAGUAAGAGCAGCAUGAGAUCUCCCUGAUUAGGUUUAAAAUAUCUGGGUCACUUCCCAUUACCUGUGUUAAUUCCAUGCUCAGUUCUGGUACUGGGAGAGGAGGAGAUAAAUGUGUGUGGAAAGAUCAAACUGAGGUUUGUGCUAAUGGGUAUUGUGGGUGAGCCUUUCCUGGCAUUUUGGGUCCUGUUUGUGUGUGCAAACAAGAUUCCUUCUGUUUUCCACCCCUCACUGGGAUGGUGCAUCCAAAAGCCAAACAUUUGGACAGAGUUCCCCUCUCUCAGAUAAUCCUGAGAUUUGUGAGUCUGUUCAGGGAUUUAAAGAAUUUCUUGAAGAUUUUAAGGCUGAUAAACAUCAGGGGCAGCUCCUGGAUUUUGUAGCUGUAGGUUUUAUUCUCUUGCUUAUGAGAUUUGAGUGUCAGAUGGGGCUCAUUCCUCUUCCUGUAGCAGAUUUUCAAGGCAGGGCAACAGGAACAGAAGAUGGAUGUCUUGGAAAAGGAGGCUGGAGCCAAGGGGUUUGAUCUUUUCUCCCAGGUAAUAGGGGAUAGGACAAGAGGAAACACCCUCAAGCUGUGCCAGGGGAGGUUUAGGUUGGAUGUAGGGGAAGUUUCUCAUGGAAAGGGCUCCAUGGCUGAAGUGUGUCAGUGUGCCUUCAUCUCAAACAUUCUCUUCAAAAACAUUCCCACUUUUUCUCCCUAGGGGUGUCUGCACUCUUUUAGCCCUGCUUAACAAGUUGCUGGCUGGGAAUGUGGCACCUCUGAGGAUUUGGUUGUUAUCACCAGCUUUUGAGGUCUGUGCAGAGCAGAAGCAGCUUGGACAGCCAGAGCUCCAGUGCCUGGACUCUCCAGAUAAGAAAAUGAAGGAAAAUCAGAAGUCUAGGAUAAGAAAUGCUUUCUGAUCCUGUGUCUUAUCCAGAGAGACCACAUUUCAGUGCACUUCAAAGUGCUGUUAAAAUCCUGCUGGGUUUAGAUGUGGACCCCAGAAAUUCAUAAACAUGACAGGCAUUUAGACUGAGGCAUCAUCUCUUAAAACUUGUCAGGUUUUUCUCCUUGCUCUUUGCACUGAAGAGUUCUUACAGAUUUCCCUGGGAGAAAUCACCUUCUAAUCUCUAUCCUAAAAUUAAUCACGGUGGUUUCUCCUCCAUGCCAGCUGUGUCCUUCACAACAGCAGAGAUCUUCCUCCUCCUCCUCCUCAUUGUUUUGCCUGCUUUUUCUAGAACUGACCUAAUUACUGGAUUCCUCUGUUAUUGCUUCACUAACCAAGGUUAGUGAUUGCUGCAGUUCCAUCCAGGACUGGUGAAUUCAAACUGGGAAUGCCUGAGGGGGGCAAGACCUUCAGAGAUGAGGCUUUGCCACUGUUUUGCAUAGGAGUGUUGAGCACAGCCGUCUCUCCUGAAAUGGCUUUGCCUGGUAAAUCACAGAAUCAUGGAAUGGCUUGGGUUGGAAGGGACCUUAAAUCUCAUCCCAUUCCACCCCCUGCCAUGGGCAGAGACCCCUUCCACGAGCCCAGGCUGCUCCAAGCCCCAGUGUCCAGCCUGGCCUUGGGCACUGCCGGGGAUCCAGGGGCAGCCCCAGCUGCUCUGGGCACCCUGUGCCAGGGCCUGCCCACCCUCACAGGAUCCUGGUAUCUCCUUUGUGUCUCCUCAGGGCUGUGUCCUGCUGGGGUUUAGGACAGAGCAUCACAUCCAGGUCACCUUGUGCCCUCUCUACUGACUGCCAAGAUGUGGUGCCAGAGGCUGGCACGGCUGCUCCAGGGGUGCCAUGGGAGCUCUGGACAUCGCUGGCCAUGGCUGCCCCAGGCCCCCAGGCCCAUCCUGGCUGCUCCAGCUCGCUGCCACCCCACGGCCCCAGUGUCCCCCCACUGUGCCUGGCAGCUGCACCAGGACCAUCUCGAGCUGAGGUACGGGAGCACCGUGAUGCGCCUGGAUUUCGUGUGGCUGCGGGACCACUGCCGCUCUGCCUCCUGCUACAACGCCAAGACCAACCAGCGCAGCCUGGACACGGCCAGCGUGGACCUGGCCAUCCAGCCCCGGGCUGUGAGGGUGGAUGAGAGCACGCUCUUCCUCACCUGGCCGGAUGGACACGUGACACGCUACGGGCUGGAGUGGCUGGCAAAGAACAGCUACGAGGGGCAGAAGCAGCAGGUCAUGCACCCCCGGAUCCUCUGGAAUGCUGAGAUCUACCAGCAAGCCCAGGUGCCCUCCAUCGACUGCCGGCGCUUCCUGGAGACAGACGAGGGCCUGAAGGAAUUCCUGCAGAACUUCUUGUUGUAUGGGAUUGCUUUUGUGGAGAACGUCACUCCCACCAAAGAGGACACAGAAAUCUUGGCAAAGAGGAUCAGCAUAAUCAGGGAGACCAUUUAUGGCAGGAUGUGGUACUUCACCUCUGACUUCUCCCGGGGAGACACAGCCUACACCAAGCUGGCCCUGGACAGGCACACAGACACCACCUACUUCCAGGAGCCCUGUGGCAUCCAGGUGUUCCACUGCCUGAAGCACGAGGGCACGGGCGGGCGCACGCUGCUGGUGGACGGGUUCCAUGCAGCUGAGCAGGUGAGGCUGCAGGCCCCAGAGCACUUCGAGCUGCUGGCCAGGGUGCCCCUCAAACACGAGUACGUGGAGAACGUUGGCGACUGCCACAACCACAUGAUCGGAGUGGGGCCCGUGCUCAAUGUCUACCCCUGGAACAACGAGCUUUACCUCAUCAGGUACAACAACUACGACCGUGCAGUGAUUAACACCGUGCCGCACGCCGUGGUGCGCCGCUGGUACCAUGCCCACCGCGCCCUCACCGCCGAGCUGCGCCGGCCCCAAAACGAGCUCUGGGUCAAGCUGAAGCCAGGCAAGGCCCUGUUUGUGGAUAACUGGCGUGUCCUGCACGGCCGGGAGGCGUUCACGGGGUACCGGCAGCUCUGUGGCUGUUACCUGACCAGGGAUGACGUGCUGAACACUGCCCGCCUGCUGGGGCUGCAGGCCUAGCCCAGCCCUGCAGACAGCCAGGAGCCCCCAGGCCCACUUUUGGGAGAGACAGGAGCCUCCCAGUCCCACUGCCAGGAGAGCCAGGAGCUCCCAGUCCCAUUUCUGGGAGAGGCCAGCAGCCCCCAGUUGCCACCCCUGGGAGCAGCAGGAUCCCUCCCAGUCCCACCCCUGGGAGCACCAGGAGCCCCCAGCCCUGCUCCACACCAGGCCAGGUGAGCUGGUGCCUCCCCAGGUGCUCCAUGCCCUCUGUUCUGGUGCCUCACAAGGACACUGCAAUACCUCAGACACUUGCACUCCCUCCAAGCACCUCCCAGGGCCUGCUCAGGACAGGGGGCAGGUGGACACCAAAGGUUGUGGGAUUGUUUUUUGGGUCAUGCUCGGCCUUUGAGCACAGGCUGUCCAUGCUCCCAGCCAGGGUGGCUCAGUCGUGGUUAAUCCCACCAAGGGAAGUGCUCUUCCAAGCAAGUGCCUUCAGGAUUUAGAAGCUUUGUAUUAUUCCAUUUGGCCUUUUUUCAGUUUGAAGGGACUUCUAGCAGAGCAGAAUGGAAAUAUCUGGGGUCUUGUCUCUUACCACUGCUCCAAGCCAAGCUGCCUGAGAGGGAGCCUGUAGAGAUCCUGGUGUACUUCAGGAAUUUCUGAGAAGGUUUAGGUUUAGAGAAGGAAAAGGGAAGCAGCAAGAUCUGCAUGAUGAUGAUGAGGGAUGGAAUUCCCACUUUUCCUUGACUUCUGGCACUGGCAUGCUGCUGUUCCCUCUGCAUUUGUGUUGAGGGCUCAGCAGCCUCAGGAUUUCUGACAAACUUCCCACCGUGCCUCCUCUCCCAUCCUUUCUUAAGGAGCUGGUGGAUUUUUUUCCCAAAGUUGUCCCACGCUGAAUGUAACUCAGAGGUGCCUUUCAGUUCCUGUGGCACACUGGAGGGCCACAGGGCAAGGAGCAAAAGCAAAUCCUGCUGUUACAGAAUUUUUCCUUCUGCCAUAUCUCUUGGGCUGUUACAGAAUUUUUCCUUCUGCAAUAUGUCUUGGGCUGUUCCCUCUGCUCUGGGCAGACCCUGAGGCACCCCUGGCUGUGCUGUGUGAGCUGCUCCGUGUCCUCAGGGCAGUGCAGGUGCACGGGUGCUCAACUUGCUGCCCUUGUUUAAUCCAAACACUGAAUGUAGAGAUCAUUGUGCCAAGACACUCCUGAAAUCUGAAAUCAGAUUUUCCGGAAAUCUGCUCUUGCUGUGGGCUCAGCUCCCUGGGUUCCCUUCCCAGUGCUUCCCAUCCCUCUGAGCCCCUGGGAGACAGCAGGGCUCAAAGGGAUCCCAGCUGGGCAGGUGGUGCCAGGUGAGCUCUCCUCUGUCAGGUACAGCUCCAAUGGCAGCCUUGGAUGGCAGGAGCCAGUUUUAAAAUUCAGCAGGAAAAUUAAACCCCUUCCAGCCCACCUCUUUCCAUAGUGGAAGAAAAACACUGGGAGAGAUUCUGAGUUGGAGUCACAAUUUACUGAAGAAAUCGCAAUAAUCACGAUGAUAUUAAUAAAAGAUUGUACAAAAAGAG